CAUUUGUAACAUUUUCAUUGCAGGAGUUUUACUUGUAACAAAGUAUUUUUGUGGUAUUAUUACUUUUACUGAAUAAAAAUUGAUCUGAGUACUUCCUCAGGGUGGCGCUAUAGGAAAAGUCAGAUAUAACAAAAGUCAGCAGGCUUCAUCCUCUGAGGACAAUGAUUAAUUGUACCAAAUUUUAUGACAAUCCAUCACAUAGUUAUUGAGGUACUUCAAGCUGAACCAAACUGCCAGACUGACAUUGCCAUCCAUAAAGUCAAGCCGUUACCAUGGCUAAAAACUCAGUGACUUUGUAUCAGUGAUGCUGAAUCACAGCUUGAACCAAAGCUCUUCCUCUCCUCAUGAUGUCACACUCUGAACAGCCGCCUGCCUCCUAAAGCCGGCAGAAGGGGGAGAGAAGUCAGUCACUGUAGAGGGCUUCCUGCUGCAGAGCUGCACUCUCAAUCCUCCCUGAGCGUUUUUGCCUCAGACAAGAAGAAGAGAAGAAGCAACAGAGGACAAAACUGCUGGAAAAUUUAAAAGAAGAAGGAAUCUCCUGAAUGGCACUGGUGAAUGGGACCUGCAGCAGAAACAUGGAGAGGUCAGACCGUGAUAUGAAGGGAAAGUCCAAGAGGAAGAGGAGGAGGAGGUGUAAAGGCAAAGGACGAAGCAACAUAUUAUCAACCUUUAUCAGUCCCAUAAGACACUGGGAUACUGGACCAUCUUCAGCCGAGGAUGCAGACAAUUCAAGUACAAGCAGUUUGGAGGUGAAAGAGAAUCAGGAUGAUAAAAGCCAGGUGGACUGUGACCUCUUACGAAAGUAUCAUCCAUCAACUUUUUACACAAUUUUCCCAAAACAUGGACCAAGACCUCUGAAGAGGAAGUGGUCGCUGGUGGAUGGAAAAGACCGCCUGCUGUACCAAAGCCAUUUGACUUGUAAAAGAGCAGCCUGGGCUGUCACUCAGAAGAAUGCACUGGUGCAGCUGAAUGAGUUGCGACCUGGUCUGCGGUAUGAGCUUAUGUCAAAGACUGGCCCACUGCAUGCUCCAGUGUUUUCUGUAGGUGUGGAGGUAAAUGGUUUCCACUUUGAGGGUAGAGGACCAACAAAAAAGCAGGCCAAAAUGAGGGCAGCAGAACUAGCUCUGCAGUCAUUCAUCCAGUUCCCAAAUGCCUCCCAGGCUCACACCACCAUGGGGACCUUCACCAGCACUCCUGCAGAUUUCACAGCAGAUGAACUUGACAUCCCUGACGCAUUUCUCAAAGAGUUUGAGCCAUCGCUGCUUAAAAACUGUGAUCUCCUGCACUGCAACACAGCAGAAAAGGAAGUUUUCUCCAGCAUUUACAAGUACAGGCGUCUUGUCCGACUCACACUGGACUUUUUCUCAACCAAUCCAAAAAGAAGACCCCUUAGCACCUCAUUCUUAGAGCACCUCAGCCCAGUGGCCCUGCUUAACGAGCUGCGACCAGGACUCAGGUACAUGUGCCUGACAGAGAGACUUCAUGGCAGGCCAAUGAGGAGUUUUGUCAUGGUGGUUAGGGUGGAAGGGAGGGUCUUUGAAGGAUGUGGUCACAGUAAAAGGCUGGCCAAGGCUCAGGCAGCCGCAGCUGCCCUGCAGUCUAUAUACAAUAUCAGUCUGGGACCAGAGAGGAAGAUCUUGGGCUUCCAGGGCAGCAGGACCCAACAUCAGCUACCUCAGUUCUUCGCAGAGUCGAUUUUCCACCUGGUGAGAGAGAAAUACACAGAGCUGACAGACAGUUCUUUUUCUACCUCACAUGCCCGCCACAAGGUCCUGGCAGGGGUCGUAAUGACCAGAGGAUUUGACCUCAGAUCAGCGCAAGUUGUGUCUCUGGCCACAGGGACUAAGUGUCUGGACUCGGACAAUGUGAGUGACCGAGGCAGUACACUCAGCGACUGCCACGCUGAAGUUGUCAGCCGGAGGGCGCUGGUUCGAUUCCUGUAUGCUCAGCUGGAGCAGCUACUCUGUAAGCCAGAAAACUGGGAGGAACAAUCGAUCUUCAUACCAAAUAAAGGUGAUGGCGGAAGUGGCUUCCGGCUGAGUGACGGCGUCCUCUUCCACAUGUACAUCAGCUCUUCGCCAUGUGGAGAUGCUCGACUCAACUGCCCCUACGAGACCACAGCUGCAUAUCCCAGCAGGAGGUUCCACUGUCACCUCAGGGUGAAGGUGGACGGAGGCGAGGGGACGCUGCCCAUCACGGCGCGAACAGCCAAUCAGAAGUGGGAUGGUGUGGCACCGGGUAAACCACCUGUCACUAUGUCCUGCACAGACAAGAUGGCAAAGUGGAGCGCACUGGGCGUCCAGGGGGCUCUCCUGUCUCACCUGGUUGAGCCGGUUUACCUGCACAGCCUGACGGUAGGGACGCUCAGCCACACGGGUCACCUGGGCCGGGCCAUGGCACGCCGCCUUGCACCAGUCAAGCACCUGCCCUUUCCAUAUCGACGACAGCAGCUGCUGCUCGGCUGUCUGAGCAGCAGCGAGGUUCGGCCGACAGGGAAGGCCCCAAAUGUCAGCGUGAACUGGAGCUUUGGGGACGGAAGCCUGGAGGAGAUCAGCACCUCCACAGGAUGGAGGAGGGACUCAGGGACACCGUCACGGCUCUGCAGGCGCUCCAUGUUCGCCCGCUGGCAGAGGCUGCACCAGCAGUUGAAUGGUGCAGAAGCCACUGCAGGGACAUAUUCUGGUUCCAAGAUGGCUGCCGUAAGCUACCAAAGGGUGAUGCAGCAGUUUACCAGUGCUCUACAGGGUGGAGGGCUGGGAACUUGGCUGAGAAAACCUCCAGAACUAGGACACUUCAACAUCAGUGUGUGAAAAGCGUUGAAGACUGAAGAUGGUCAGAGUGAAGUUCAUGUAUGUUUUUCUCUGUGUGUGGAUAAGGUACAAGGAACGUGAAGCUAAUUUGAGAAGAAAGUUUAUUUCACCUCAAUUUAUUAUAUCCUAUUAGAAAUGAUUAAUUAACUGAUUAGACAGAAAAGUAAAUAAUUUUUCAUUAUGCAAAUGAGCUCAAAGUAUUCAGAAAAGUAAAUCAAAUGUAGGAAAAAGUUGGAGUCGACUUCUUCGUGUGUAGCGUUUGCUUAAGUUACAUCGAAACUGCUAACUUCAGCCCUGGAAGCUAAUGCUAGCUUGUAUGGCUAGUUUAAAUCUUAACAACCACAUUGCUAAAACCUCAUAGUAAUACUGAAGAUAUUUCAUUUCAGUGUUAGAGGUGAAUUUAACUAAUCAGUCAUUUUUACUUUGCAAAACAACUGCACAGUUAGAGCUGGAUGUGUAGAAAUGGGUUGAGUACAAAUAGUAAUAUUAAUAAUUAUAAUAACACUUGUCUGAUAUCAGGAACUUCUACAGCUACGUAAUCUCCUCCCUGGUGAAAAGAACUACAGAGAACAUCAACAAACUGGUGGCAAAAAUCCAAUCAGCUUAUUAGAAGCGGAGUCACGCACUGAAUCUGGUUGUAUUUAUUGACAAACGCAUACAAAUUUGUGAGGCUAGCCAUAGGGUUAUUCAUCUUGGAAUAAUUCUGGAUGCUCUCAAAUGAGAAUAAAGGGAGGUUUUUCAUCUCUUUUAUAAAUACAAACAUGGUCUAAAUGCUGCAUAGUCCCACAGGAAAUAGAGACUGGAAGACACUCCUGAUAUGUUAAAGUAAAUGUGAAUGGAGGUCAAGGGUUGUCUUUGCUGCCCCACUGUGAAUGACAUUAGAUACCCAAAGACAAUCCAGGUGGACCCAUUCAUCCCAUUUUAUCUUACAUAUAUGAUUUUUGUAUUUAUAUACUUGUAAGACACCUUCAAUGACAUAAUGCGAAGCCCCGAAUCAGCCCUUUGUAGUGACGACAUAAUGUCCUUUCUUUCCAGUAGUGUCCUCACUUUUAAGGUCUAAAACCCAUGUUGGUCCUCACUUAUGUUGGGAAAGUUACUUUGGAAAUGUAAUAGGUUACAGAUUACUAGUUAUCCUGUAAAAGUUUCAAUUACUUGAUCAAAGUAAUGUAACUUAUUACAUUUUGGUUACUUACAAUACAAAGAAUCAGAAGUAAUGUUUUAUUUUACAUAUAAACCUUUUACUGGAAAGGAUAUAUGUAGCCCCUUUGUAAUCACUGACAUUUUGAUUAGUGACUGUAAGUUAAUAUUACAUAUCCAUAUUUUUUUUUCAGUAACUGUAACUGAUCACAAUUUCAUUUUUUUUUGUACUAGUUAUAAUUACAUAUAACUAAUUACUCCUAACACUGGUCCCCACAAACACUACAAUACAGAAGUACACACAAAAAAACUUGUUUUUGUCACUUAGGAGGACAUUACAUCUGCUUCUAUCAAUGCCUGGGUGAUUUAUCCUAACCUUACCAUUACAUGCCAAAUGCCAACCCAUAGUCUAACCUUAACCAAAUACCAAGUCUUAACCCUUAAACUUUAAUGGUUUUUGUUGAGGGGACCGGCAUUUUGUUACCCAAUAGGAAAUGAGUCCCCACAAUGUGACUGUGAGCAGAUUUAUCUCCCCCAUAAUGUGAUUAAUACCAGAUACCUGACGACUGCAAAGCAAAAUCUGUUUUAUUACUAACAACAGCUUCUGGUUUAUUUUACUUCUGAACUACAUGUCACAUUUUAAUUUUAUUCUUACUUGUUUGUGUUUGUUUAGUUUUUGUUUUGUGUGCUCUGUUGUUUCAGUAAUGUACAUUUGGUGUAACUGUAUGUCUCACCUGGUUAAUUAUGUUGACGUUUUUCACGUCAUGCAUUUUGAACAGCGCUGUAGAGUUCCAGAGUGUAUAUGAGGCCCUGGAGUGAAGGCGGGCCGCCAUCUAGAGGGAGACUAUGUGCAUUACAAGAUGUGGAGUCUAGGUUUUAUUGAAAAAAGAAAUGUUUAUAAUUUAAGUUUUGUUUAGUGUUUAUAAUUUUGUGGUCCUCUAUAUUUCUCCUUUUAUCCCUUAAGAUGAUUUAUUUGAUUAAAAAUAUCCCAAAGACUUUUAUUUUCAAGGAGAAAAAAAAAGUAUUCUUGUUAGUUUAUGUUUUGGUGUUCAGUUAUAGAAAAGUCAUCUGAGGUAACAACUGCGUAAAAAGAGUAAUUUUACUGAAAGACUCUGGUGUUGAAUGCUAUGUAAACUUUUAUUAGGUAUGCAGAAUGGAUGUAGUCUAUAUUGGUCAUGACUAUUUUUAUCACUGGGAAUAAAUGAUCUUAUUUGUGUUACUUUCUGUGUUUGUAUCACAUCAGAGUCAAAGCUUAACUUCUGUUGAUCGGGUGUGUGAAAAUAGCCUCUUUCAGGAGUGCUUCACACUGUCCAAAAAAAGAAUCUUAAUUUUGUGUCUGGUGUCCUUGACAUGCACAAAAUAAAAACACUUUAAGCACACAUGCCACACAAGCUUGUUCAUGGACUUAGCUUACUGAGACAUGAUAGCAACUCCAGUUUUACACAGUCAGUG
Molecule: messenger RNA, 5399 nt
Organism: Epinephelus moara (kelp grouper)
Lineage: Eukaryota; Metazoa; Chordata; Actinopteri; Perciformes; Serranidae
Product: double-stranded RNA-specific editase B2-like
Exons: 10
Coding region: 543-2810 (755 amino acids)
Biological process (GO): RNA processing; adenosine to inosine editing
Cellular component (GO): cytoplasm; nucleolus
Molecular function (GO): tRNA-specific adenosine deaminase activity; double-stranded RNA binding; double-stranded RNA adenosine deaminase activity
Source: RefSeq, a predicted model, not a curated record